This is a messenger RNA of Knipowitschia caucasica, 420 nucleotides long. The record is from the annotation of a GenBank genome assembly. Lineage: Eukaryota; Metazoa; Chordata; Actinopteri; Gobiiformes; Gobiidae.
AUGCGGCCGAAUGGUGCCUUGAUACGUGACGUCAACGCCCUGCAGUUUCUUCCCCCCCUUUCUCCUGCGUCGCUUCCUUCGCCGCCAUUUUGUCUACGCCACCUGGGUUCAAACCGGCGCAGAGAAGCGUCUGUGCGCGGGGAGAGACGAAGCAUCGAGGGCCUGGGGCACCGGAGAACAACCAGGGACAAGAUUCACGCUCAGACCCGGGGAAAUGCUGCGCUGCGCGGGGGGAGUGGGGGCCGGGACACAUGGGGCUCUGUGGCCGCUCACUCAGACCUCACACUCGGAUCUAUCUUCUGCCUUUCCCUCUCUACACUGGACCGGGGCUGGUGCUUGGUUUAUGGCGUUUCGGUGCGUGGGCAGAUGUUUGGACUCACAGAUGCAGGUUUGGAGAACAAAGAUUCCAAUGGCCAAUAG